ACCACUUCACUGUUCCCCACACCACCUGCCUUGUCACACCACUCUCUCUCUCUCUCUCUCCCUUCCACACUUCAGCACACACCCACACACUCACACACUCCACUCUCACUGUAAUAUUCAGUUUAAUCAAGUUUUUUUGCAUUUUUGUGAAGGACAUCAUUUUGAAUUUCCAUUUGCAGAUUCUUUUAUUUCUCAUAGUGUGAGAGGAGAAGGUGAAGUGUUAAAUUGGCUUGUUUUUAUACAUUGUUUUAAGUGUGUUGGGUUGUGUUCAUCAGUACUAGGAAGGGUGUCUGUGAGCCUUAUGUUCUGAAGGUGCUUGUGACAGGAACACACCUAGACACACACUAACCUACACACACUAGCUUGAACUCCAGCUGAACACACUCACAUACACACACAUACAGACAGACAGAGACAGACAGACACAAUGGGGUGGACUAAGAAGCAGAGUUUACUUGCUUUAAUGAUGGUGGUGACUGGAUCUAUCAAUACUCUCUCCACAAAAUGGGCAGACGAGAUAGAGGCGGUGAACUCAGCUGGGGAGAAGGCACACUUUGUCCAUCCAUACUUCCAGACAGAGGGAAUGUUCAUAGGAGAGAUGCUGUGUAUGCUGGCCUUCUACAUCAUGAGGUGCAUGGAGAGGAGGCAGCGGCGGGAGCAGGUAGAGAUGUCCCCCUCCACCACACAGUCGACCAAGUUUCCUAAGUACAUCUUCCUGCUGCCGGCCUUUUGCGACACCCUGGCCACCUCCACCAUGUACCUUGGCCUCACCCUCACCUUUGCCAGCUCCUUCCAGAUGCUGAGAGGUGCUGUCAUAGUAUUCACCGGCCUGCUAUCAGUUGCCUUCCUGGGACGCAAGAUUCAGUGGUUCCAGUGGCUAGGCAUUGUGGUCAUCAUCGCUGGCCUGAUCAUUGUAGGGGUGUCGGAUGUUCUUGGUCCCACUAACUACUCUGGCUACACCACCAACGGCAUUAUUACUGGUGAUCUCCUCAUCAUUGCAGCACAGGUGGUGACAGCAUCCCAGAUGGUGAUAGAAGAGAAGUUUGUGUUGGGUCAUGACGUGCCCCCUCUCCUGGCUGUGGGUUGGGAAGGUGUGUUUGGCUUCACCAUCAUGACAAUUCUUAUCAUUCCCUUCAACUUCAUCGAUGGCGGGAUCUUUGCGCAGAACCCCAGUGGCACUUUAGAGGAUGUUCCCGAUGCCUUCUACCAGAUUGGCACCACCCCCCUCCUGUUGGUGCCCAUUCUUGGUAACAUCAUCAGCAUUGCCUUCUUCAAUUUUGCGGGCGUGAGUGUGACGAAGGAGCUGUCAGCCACCACCAGAAUGGUCCUCGACUCUGUGAGAACCCUGGUAGUGUGGGCCGUGUCUGUCCUCAUCCCCUGGCAGAAGUUCCAGUACCUGCAGCCGGUUGGUUUCGUGAUCCUCAUAAUUGGCAUGAUGCUGUACAACGACAUCGUCAUCCUUCCCUUCUGCCGCUCUAAAGGAUGGAUCAGGCCUACAGAGACUCCUGAGGACACAGAGCCUGUCAUUGCCGCCUCCUCGUCCUCCACCGCCUCUGCUAGGAUUGUUGAGGCAGACAAGAGAGGCAUUGACAACCCAGGCAGUACAGUGGAGGUGAUGUGAGGUGUGGCGUGCGACAACUAGAGGCUUGAAACAGGUGUGUGUGUCCUUGUAUGGGAGUCAGGAAGGUAUGAAUGACAGAUGAAGCAAUAUACAGAAUGAACAGGUGUCAGGAGUAAACAGGUGGAAGGUUGAAGACAGGAAGUCCUCUCUAUAUAUAAUGCCAUAAGAGUGUCGGUUUUAACAGGUGGAAGGUGGGAGUGUGGAUGCUGUCUUUAGUAUUCUUAUAAGAGAUGGAAGUUUGCAUCGUGUUGUUGGGUGAUGUGCGGGUGAAUAUUCUAACUCCUUUGGCUUCUACAGUUUAAUUCUUUCACUGGGAUAUGAAGCAAUAGCACUAGAGGUAACACAUAAAGUCUUUAUAAGCAUCUACAAGGAAGAAGUGGAUUAAAAGAAUAGAUUUUGCAGUUUCUACCCAGUUUAAUGAUUGGAGGUGGGUGUGGAGCAAGGAAAGAUGUCUCAGAGUGUUUGGUGAUUAAGGAAAGAUGUACUGAAUAGCAGAGAAAGGGUUAAUAUAAUGGUUUUGUGCAAAGUUGACUCAGCUGAUUAUUGAGUUUUCUAUUUAUUUAUUUUAUUUAUUAUUAUUAUUGUUUUUUAAGAAUUUCUGGACAACAGAAAGACAGUAAUAGAAAAAUACCCACUGAAGAGAUGCCACUUCACUCCCAAAAGAUAAUUGUCAAAAAGAUUAUCCAAAAUUUUUCAGUAGUGUCUUUGAAAUUAUUCCCUCCCAGUUAUUCACUAGUAUUUGUCAACCAAAAUCUUUCUUUUCCUUUAAAUCUGACUUUGUCAAGCUAGGAACUGUUCCUUCUCAUCCUGUCCUGAUGAUGACUAACCCUGAGAAUCUUGCCUACAUCACACUUGCUAUUCAGUUAUAUCAAGAAUUUACUUUUCUACUUGUGAAUUGUUUAUUAUCUUGACUUAUUGUAGUAUUUUCAACAUAAGUCAUUUAAGUCACUUGUAAGUCUGUAUCCAUCAUUACUUACCUCAUGGUUCAGGAAGCCAGCUGCAGGUCUGCCUUCAUUACCUAAUACUUCUGUAACUUAAUCUGGCAUCCCUUGACGACUUUCAGAUGUCGAGAUUUUGCAAGUGAUUCUUCUUCCUUGUGUUCAUAUGACUCAGUGUGUGAUGAUAUUGACCUGAUGUGGGUUUAUGAGAACACUGAUCAGGUUGAGCAGAGUGUGUUGUGUGUUGGGUGUAUUGAAGUGCACAUCAGGUUUAUGGGAGCACAUUGGUUUUAUUUAUCAGAUUGCAAAUGAGGUUUAUCGGAAUGGAAAUUAAGCUUACUGGGAUAUUUGGAGUUUUACUGGAAUGCAAAUCAAGUUUACUUAAGCUAGUUGGGUUUAUCAGAAUGCAAAUGAGAUUCACUGGAUUGUAUCAAGCUUAUUUGACUCUUCUACCUACCUAAACACCGGGCCAGCAAUCCCACACAGGGCGGUCCAGACAAAGCACCACACUCACACGCACUACAUUCACACUCUUGGCCCCGUCAGUCCCUGGUGGAAAGGCACAGGCUUGUGGACCACCCUACUACACCCCAGGAGCUUAGGCAUUGCACAGCUGGCCACGUACUUCCACAGCAAUUUGAAAUUUUGAACUUAAAGCAGAUUUAUUGAAAGGUGUUGGAUGCAUCAGCUUGUAAACGAGGAUUGAAGGAACUGCUUUCAUACUUACUCAUUCCUUGUCCAUAUUUUUUAGUUAUUUUGUCCCCCAGAUGUCUCCUACUGUUCCUAUAUUUAAGUCUUCUUUUCUUGGUGUGUUACCCUCUGCAACUCAGAAGUCAAGGUGGAGUGAGGCAGAAUUAAGGUUGUGUUCAUCUUUAUCUCCUCUCCUAUUCGUUCUACUCUCCAUGUGUGAUAUGUUGUUGUUUUUUUAUGAUAUUUUUAGUGCUGGUAAACUGACUGGUUAUUGAAAUACUACUCUGCAUCUACCUAGCAUACCCAUGAUGGCCCAUACACUCACCCACACCUGCAGAAGACACCCAAAACAUCAUUACACUCACUCACACUCGUCGCAUCAAGUACACUCACCCCACACCCACUUAAGACACUCAGGCAUCACAUACACGCACCCAUACUCUCCUGGUACUCUUAUUACAUCACAUACACUCAUUUACACCCAUUGCAUCAUAUACACUCACCCACACUCACAAAAUACACCCAUAUCAUCACAUACACAAACACACACUCGCCAUAUAUAGUUAUCUGCAUAUCAGUCACUGAAAAAAAAAUUGAUGAAGUAAAUAUCAAAGAUCAUAUCAUUCUAUAGAUAUUUUUUUUAGAUGGUAUGAAAUGCUUUUGCUGUCUUUCGUAUGAGUUUAAGGCACUUUGUGUUUUUCAGUCACUCAGUCUGUCAAAUUCUUAUUAAUUGUUAAGAAAAAGAGAUUAUGAAAUGGAAAUUACUGUAUACACUGCUUAUCAUUGUUAUUUCUUAAAUAAUUCAGUUGGGAAAAAAAUAUGAAUUGAAAGUGAAAAUAAGGUAAAAGAAAUUGUUUCAUUAUCAGUGAGAAACUUUUAAAUUAUAUAUAUUUUUUUAUUAGAUGCUCAUCAUAUUAAUUGCCAUAAAAAUAAUAAUAAUAAUAAUAAAAUGAAAUAAUCCUUAACAAUUUAUUUUUCAUUAUUUUGAAGAAACUCAACAGAACCACAUUUUUACUAGAAGCUUGUCAUGUUGCUGAACAAAGCCAAAAUCCUUCUUUAGCAGCACCUGCAGUAGUAACAUGACCCUCCCUAGUGCUGUGUGUCUAGAGGCUUUCCCACACACUGUUAGGUACAAAGCAAGGCAAGAUGUAUUAUAAUCGUGUGUCAUGUGCUUACCAGAGCUAUUUUUUCAUCAUAGUACAGUAUAUUUAUUUUUCUGAGAGAUGUUUAAGAUAUUUCUAUACUCAGCUGUACAGUUUGUUUCUCUCAGUUUGAAAUAUGAAUGUUCUAUAUAUUGUUUUUCUUUCUGAUGUAAUAUAAUUUUGGGCAUUGCCUGGGAGUGAGUAUAUAUUAUUAUUUUUAUUAUUAUUAUUAUUAUUAUUAUUAUUAUUAUUGCUGUUGAAGAAUGUUUGUAAUAAAUACGACAAUUAUUUAUAAUCGUAUUAUACCUUAAAAUUAAGCUUAAGAUAUAUAGAUAUAGAUAUAUGUAAUAACUUUUUAUGCAGACUAUUUUAAUAAAACAUUACCAGAA
Messenger RNA from Scylla paramamosain (green mud crab), 4780 nucleotides. RefSeq names its product solute carrier family 35 member F6-like. The transcript is spliced from 10 exons. Lineage: Eukaryota; Metazoa; Arthropoda; Malacostraca; Decapoda; Portunidae. The coding region runs from base 428 to 1621 and encodes 397 amino acids. Gene Ontology annotation, cellular component: membrane; intracellular membrane-bounded organelle. The record is from RefSeq and is a predicted model, not a curated record.